Messenger RNA from Prunus armeniaca (apricot), 1239 nucleotides. NCBI's taxonomy places the organism in Eukaryota, Viridiplantae, Streptophyta, Magnoliopsida, Rosales, Rosaceae. The record is from the annotation of a GenBank genome assembly.
AUGGCGAGGCCGGUGGCAGUGGUGGUGGUGGUGGUGGUGGCAGCUUUCCUGGCCGGUCUCUUGACCUCUGAAAUCGCAGCAGAAAUCGCCCAAAACUCGGCCGAUUUUUACAAUCUCGGCCGCCGUCGUUUGCCGCAGCAGUCUCUCUGUUUGGAGCUCAUUGAGCCUUCUGGGUACUCUUGCUCCGAGCACAAAAUUCAAACGAAAGAUGGCUACUUAUUGGGUCUUCAACGCGUAUCGUCUCGAAGUGGGGAUUUGAGAACCCAGCUGGGUCCUCCGGUGCUGCUUCAGCAUGGACUCUUCAUGGCAGGCGAUGCAUGGUUUUUAAAUUCUCCAGAAGAAUCGAUGGGCUUUGUCCUUGCAGAUCAAGGUUUUGAUGUAUGGGUAGGAAAUGUGCGCGGAACACGUUGGAGUCAUGGACACGUAUCUUUAUCUGAAGAUGAUAAGAAUUUUUGGGAUUGGAGUUGGCAGGAAUUGGCUGAAUAUGAUCUGGCAGAAAUGAUACACCACAUAUAUUCGAUAACAAACUCCAAAGUCUUUAUUGUUGGACAUUCACAGGGAACAAUCAUGUCUUUAGCUGCUCUCACCCAGCCGGAUAUAGCAGAAAUGGUUGAAGCUGCCACUCUUCUCUGUCCAAUAUCGUACUUGGAACAUAUCACUGCUAAAUUUGUACUUAGAAUGGUUAAUAUGCAUCUUGAUCAGAUGAUUCUUGCUAUGGGCAUCCAUGAACUUAACUUUAGAAGUGAUUGGGGAGUCAACCUUUUGGAUUCAAUAUGUGAUGGCCAUGUUGACUGCAAUGACUUGCUAACUUCCAUAACAGGGAAGAAUUGUUGCUUUAAUAACACACGGGUGGACUUCUAUCUUGAUUAUGAACCUCACCCAACAUCCACAAAGAACUUGCAUCAUCUCUUCCAAAUGAUUCGUAAGGGUACUUUUUCAAAGUACGACUAUGGCAUCUUAAAAAAUUUGAAGCUGUAUGGUCAGUUGAAACCCCCUUCAUAUGAUCUUGGCCUCAUACCCAAGUCACUGCCACUGUUGAUGGCUUAUGGGGGCAAUGAUGAUUUAGCUGAUGUGGAAGAUUUCCGUCACACUCUCAAGGAAUUGCAGUCCACUCCAGAGCUGGUUUAUCUCGAGAAUUAUGGUCAUAUAGACUUCAUUGUGAGCAUAAAAGCCAAAGAAGAUCUUCAUGACCGCGUGGUUGGGUUUUUUAGGUCAUGGGGAAAAUCUAGUAGUUCUUAA